Molecule: messenger RNA, 652 nt
Organism: Bombus pyrosoma
Lineage: Eukaryota; Metazoa; Arthropoda; Insecta; Hymenoptera; Apidae
Product: cysteine-rich DPF motif domain-containing protein 1
Exons: 2
Coding region: 242-652 (136 amino acids)
Source: RefSeq, a predicted model, not a curated record
CUGUUUCGUCGUUUUUCCUUUCCUAUUUCAUUGCCUUUGAGUUCUCGUCGUCCUUCUCGGUCUUCUCGUGGAUGGUGCUCGCGUUGACUCUCCCUUCCUUCUUCGCCGAUACGUUGCCUUCUUCCACCACAUCGAUACACCGUAAUCCGGAGAAUCCUAUGGAUCUUCUUUAUCCAGAUUUUACAUUUUCCAAAUACUGUAUACCUAAAAGUACCUGCUCCAGUUCUCCCUUCGAAUAAGGAUGGAAUCUGUCGCUAGUACAUCUACGGACGAAGCAAAUAUUAUCGGACACAAUCAAGGUUUAACAUCAGCAGUUCAAGAUCCUAAAGAAAUCGUAAAUGAAAUAUUUAGGUGCUCUUGUUGUUCAUUAGAGGAACGAUUUAAUUUCAAGGGUAUCAAAGCACCAUUCGCGCGGCAAUUAAGUUAUCUAGAAGAAUGUUAUAUUAUGAAAGAUCCUUUUAGUUUACCGAACAAAGGAGAAGUUUUAGUAUUAGGAGCUGAUUGUAAUUUUUGCAAAAAACCUGUAUGUUUAGAAUGUAGUAUAUAUUUCGGUAAACGGUUUUGUGUAAAAUGCGCGUUAUGUAAUAUACAAAAUUUGCCAUCACAACUACAUUCUAAAGUAAAAAAUUUAAUAAAAGAAAGAGAUUCAUAA